AUGGCAUACCAUGAAACAUUAGCUUUUCACGAAGAUGGCCCGAAGCCGAAGAAGGAAGCCCCUGUCCCUCCCAAAACCAGAACCAAAGCAAAGUCUUUAAAGGCCAAGAAAGCAGUGCUGAAAGGCAUCCACAGUCAUAAAAAAAAGAAGAUCUGUACAUCAUCUACAUUCCAGUGGCCCAAAACAGUGCAUUUCCAAAGGCAGCCCAAAUAUCCUCAAAAGAGCGCCCCCAGGAGAAACAAGCUUGACCACUAUGCCAUCAUCAAGCUCUGCCUGAGUACCGAGUCAGCCAUGAACAAAACAGAAGACAACAACACAUUUGUGUUCAUUGUGCAUGUCAAGGCCAACAGGCACCAGAUCAAACAGGCUGUGAAGAAGCUCUAUGACAUUGACGUGGCCAAGGUCAACACUCAGAUCAGGCCUCACUGAGGAAAGAAAGCUUAUGUUUGACUGGCUCCUGACUCUGAUGCUUUGGAUGUUGCCAACAAAAUUGCGAUCAUCUAA
Messenger RNA from Hyaena hyaena (striped hyena), 504 nucleotides. Its product is annotated as 60S ribosomal protein L23a-like. The record is from RefSeq and is a predicted model, not a curated record. Lineage: Eukaryota; Metazoa; Chordata; Mammalia; Carnivora; Hyaenidae. Gene Ontology annotation, cellular component: ribosome; cytosolic large ribosomal subunit. The transcript has 2 exons. Gene Ontology annotation, biological process: ribosomal large subunit assembly; translation. Gene Ontology annotation, molecular function: structural constituent of ribosome.